GCCGAUCUGGUCGAGUUCUAUUACUUCUGGAAGAAAUCGCCGGCCGCAAAGUGCAACGGUAACCGUCGGCAGCGGAAGCCAGCCAGCCGCAAGAUGAAGAGUCGCCGCGGAAGCACGGAAAAGGAGAAGGAGGAUAACGACAAGGGCUCUCCAAGCAAAUCCGGUGAAUCGGGAAGCUCUUUCAGUGAGGAUGACAACGACAACGAUGACGAGAACGACGUGGACUCGGAAGGUUCGGUGAACCAGGAGCCAGCCAUCUGCUCUCACUGCAACGCCAAAAUAUCCAAGAGUUUCCACGCCCGCGGUCCCAAUGCCCAGCCCCUCUGCCCGACGUGCAACCUACAUCUGAAGCUGAGGGGAGAACUCCCACCCACGAUGGAGGCAGGAGGCGUCCCAGACUUCCUCUUCAAACCAGUCGCGAUUGCAGAGGUCACCAGCAAGCCACCGGCUAUACUCUCCGAGCAAUCGCAAAAAGACAACACUGCAUCUAGUCCAAGAAAGCGGAGUUGGGCAGAGAGCAAAUUAUCCAAUUCGGGUCGCAGCAGUAGUCCCAAUAGCAAGAAGAAGCGACCACAGUCUGGUAGCCGGGUUGGUUCUGAGUCGACCAGUCCGGAGGACAGCAGCACCAGCAUCUCAAACGAAGACAUCGGCAACGACGGAGACAACGAGCGAGAGAGCUCGCUAUCGUCCGAGGACAAGCAGUCGCCACCGCCACCUAGUGACGAGAGACCAGAUGUGCUGCCGUCCGGGUCGCGAACGCCGCCGCCGCCCAUCGGACUCCCGCGCGGUGUGGUGGCGCCACUGUUCUCGGGUCCCGUGCCAAUAUCUAGACCGCCGCCGCCGCCGUUGGUGCCAAUCACGUCUGUGCGUCCGCGAGCAGAUGGAACGACUGCGUCGUCAUCACCGCUGGCUGGCUCCUUCCCCUACGAUAGCAGGUUCAUGGAGCUACAGCUGACAUCUCAAGGCCAGCCGUGCAUCGAGUCCCCCUGCAACACCAAGGAGCCAAAUCCAGGGACGCCAGGACAACACCAACAACAGCAACAUCAGCAGCAACAACAGCAGCAGCAACAUCAGCAGCAACAACAGCAGCAGCAACAUCAGCAACAUCAGCAACAACAACAACAACAACAGCAGCACCCACGACCAUCUGACAAGCUGAAAGCAAAAGCACCUGAAGUUGGUGUUGAUAAGCAGUUGCACUCUGAAAUCAAGCCUGCUGCUCCUGUAGAGAAACCUGUAGCCACUGUGCUGCCUUCGACUCAAAUCCAGCAUGUGCUGCCACCUUUGCAGAAUCCACACGUGCUCACCUCUACACAGAAUCCACACAAUUUGCCUCCAAUGCAGAACCCGCAUGUGCUGCCCUCUACGCAGAAUACACACGUGCUGCCGCCUGCUCAGAAUCCACACGUGCUGCCAACUACGCAGAACCCGCACAUGCUGCCACCUCCGCAGAAUGCACACGUGCUGCCCGCUGCGCAGAACGCGCACAUGCGUCCUCCGCCGCAGAACCCUCACGUGCUGCCCCCUACGCAGAACCCGCACCUGCUGGGCGUGGCGUCGAGCCCGCACGUGCUGCCCCCUGCCGCGAAUCCGCACGUGCUGCCCUCUGCGCAGAAUGCCCACCUCCUGCCUUCGAUGCCGAACCCGCACUCGCUGCCCUCUGCGCAGAACCCGCACGCGCAGUACGCGACGGAGAAGGUCGAGGCCGGAGAGAAGCCCGGCGUGUGCGUCGUGCGGCCGGAGGAAGCCGUGAAGGUGAAGCAGGAGCCCGUUGAGGAGACUCCCGAGCACGAGGCGACGGAGGAGCCCGAGAUGGAGGAGAGGAAGAUCCCGCUGCGCACGCCCUCCCCCGAGCCGACCGCAGACUGCACCGAGCUGUUCCGCACAAAGUCGGCCAUAUUCAUCCGUGCCAUGUAUAGAGGGCGCCACAACUCGUGCGCGCGCACCGACUUCAACUUCAAGUCAGUGCCCGAAUCCAUGCUCGCAAAGAAACGGGAGGAGCAGAAGAAGAAAGCCAUCGAACCAAAGGAGGAGAGGCCGAAGCCGCCGCCGCUCACGUCGGACAAGAAGCCGUCGGACGCGUCGCCGUGUCGCUCGAGCAUCUCGCGCUCGAUGACGGAUCAUCUUCCCUGCUUCCCGCGUGCGUCGCCGCACGCUAUCGCCGCCGGAUACCCGUCGCACGACACGCCCGCGUUGAGGGCGCUCAGCCAGUACGCGAGCCCGCACAUGGGCUACUCGCCGCACGUGAUGGCCAUGCCCGGGCCGUCAGGCAUGGCAGGUCAGCCGUAUGCGAUGCCGCAGUAUGCAGCCGACCCGAUGCACUACUACAUGUCCAUGCUGCAUCUGUAUCCGCCCGGAUCGCGUGAGCGGAUGGACAUCGAAGCGAAGAUUGAGCAGGAGCGACGGGAGAGAGAAUUCCGUGAGAUGGAGCUGAGGGAAAAGAUGAAGUUCGGGCCGGACGGCAAGCCAAUGGGAGUGGAGCACCUACCCGGUCGCAGCCCGCUGGAACCUCAUUGGCUAGAGUUACAGCGAGAGCACGCAAUGGCGGGAAUGUAUCCACCGACGUCGAGUGCUGCAGGUGCGCCCCCUGGCAUGGAGCAAACGCUGCGCGAGAACACGGUUUCGGCAGAGCGUCUGCACAUCGAGCGCAUGAUGGCCGCCGACCCGAUGGCCCGGUUCGGAAUUCUGCCACCAGGGAUGUCGUGGCUGCCGCUGUACGCGGCGCACAUGCACGCGCACGCGCACACGCACCUACACCUGCACGAGCAGCACAUGCAGACGUCCCCGGGGCUCUACCCUGUACAUCCGCUCGUCGGUGGUGCCACUCCAGGCAGUGCCUCGCAGCAGUUUGCGAAUCCAUUCGGAAUGCCUGGACUCGUGAGUCGCCCGCCGGCGCCCCCUGGACAGCUUGCAGUGGACCGGUCAUUCGAUCCUCUCAGUCAUUUGGCCUCGCACGAACAAAUGCAGAGACAGGUUCAGCUCGAUCGAGAAAGGCAGCAAGCGUAUCAAAGCCAGUUACUAGCACACGAAGAAUAUCUAAGGUUCUCAUCUCUUUUCCAGAGCGGCUAUCCAUCUUAUGAAAAAUGAAUGCCCUGCCAAAGUGAGUCGAUGCCAGUGUGAGGUUCCUCGUGCUUCAAGCAUAGCGAAUUGCAGCAAAACGGACGUUAUUUUUUAAACAUUUCGAACUUCACACGGCAUUUUUAAGCACACGUGCUGCACUCUGACAUCCAGAGACAUAGGUGAUGAGGAGCGUCAUGUAUAUAUCCACGACAUGUACUGGCCGUAUUGCACUUUACUCUAUUAUCUGUUUUAUGUAUGGCAUCCAUGUACAAGUGCCGUGCACCCCCAAGCGCUUGCAUUUAGUGUGGUUGCCGUAGCAACCAAUCCUGCGUUGCCUGCCAUUGUUGUGUUUUUGCUGUUAUGACGUUAUGAUUCCUACUGUAUCAGAUGAAGUGAACAAAGGUGAAAUUUUGGUGAUCAGUUUGUGUUAUUUCCCUACUUCUCGCACGCGCGAUAAAUCCGGAGCCCGGAGUCCAAAAUAUUGGCGCAGUGAAACUACCGUACAGACUCUCUCUGUAUUAUGUAUAAUGCGUUUCUAUUUGGCAAUUUUUGUACCAGCUGAGGUGAGUGUUUGAGUGUGUUGGUUUUUGACAAUGAAUGUGCUUGGUUGCAGCUUUCCCAUACACAAUCAGAUGUUCUUAUAUCCUAUUUGCGAUGAAACAAAGCCCGUAGCGGAUUAAGUUCAAGCAAGUUUUUGUUAUGGAUUGCUGAUGAUGUGUAGACCUAAAGUUGCAACAUUUUCUUUAAAAAAAACUUACUUUAACAGUAAAAUAAAAAAAAUACAUUCUUGUCGUCUGCCGUCGCCGCACGAGUAGAGCACACGAAUUUAAUGCACAGUCGUACUCAUAAAGUAUGUUUAGGCAGGUGGGUCCGGCGUAUUUCCUCCGGGUAGCACUAGUGUUGCGUCGCGACGGGCAGACGCAAGGGUGACUUUGCCGGUCACAGGUCCAACGUAGAAGAUUGCAGAGGGUUGGUCAUCGUAGGUAGGCCGCGCAUUUGUCCUUGUGUUCAUACAGUGUAGGACUGUAGGUGCAUCCGAUCCACCGUAGAUAGAUAAGUAUGAUGCACAUCUGUAUUUGUGCUGAGGUGCUUUGAAGCGAGUCGGUUCCGUGUCGAGCAGUGUCACACAGUUGCAUGACUUUUGUCGCUUGGGUUGCAGAUGGUUGUUACGUGGCAUAUAUGCCAGUUACAUGCCAGUUACAUAUGCCAGUUGCAAGGGACAUGCCGGCUACAGGGCAUGUCAGUUACAUGGAAUGUCAAUUGCACUGCAUGUAGCGUUUACAUGUCACUCAACAGUUCUGCAGCAUGUACCGUUUACAUUGCAUGUGUUAAUUAUAUGGCACGUGACAGUUUAGUGGCAUCUACCACUUGUAUGUCGUUCAACAGUUGCAUUGCCGUGGGCAAAUUUAAUGUGAAACUUGAUGACGACCCGUGUGGUAGAAGCAUACCAUGUGACGAAUGCACACGCCAAUUUCCGCAUACGCUGUGAAGUGGAAUUGCCUAUUUCAGAGAUUGAUGAGCGACUCUUAGCUGCAAAUGUAAACUGACAAUGGCUAGAUACUGUCCAAGGCUAGACCGGCCAAAUAAGUCUCGAGUCCCGUCACUAAAUAUUAAAAAAUGCAAAGAAGCAUUUUUGACAAAUCUGACAGCCAUUUGGAUUGCACUGCCUGGUCGUAGGAGCACCACUACUCACUGCCAAGUAGAAAUUAUUUUUUAAUAACUGUAUAUAUGUAGAGUUGUUGCGCUGUCUCAAACUAUUGGUAAUGGCGUUGUACUGACGUUUUGAGUCGGCAGAUGUUUACUGAACAGCACGCGUCAAAAACGUCACAUGUAGAUUUAUAACUGAAAUAGGAGUUAGCAAAUCCUUACUAUUAAUUGUGUUAGUUAUAUUUGUAUAUACGAGUUGCUGGCUGUGUUAAUAUGGAUGCAUUGUAUUCAGAUUGUUCACUGAAAGGUGAGAAAUGUUGUUUUAUUGUAAUUUUGCGAUAUUUAUUUAAACGUUUUUAAUGUUCCCGUGAGUUUCUGUUCUGGUUAUGUAUUUGAGAAAGUUAUGUUUAUUGUCGGUUAACUUUGCAAACGAGGAUAGAUGUAUUUAUUAUGCCGCAAAGUUCAGAGUUUUAUGUAUUUGUGGUGGGAAGCAUUUGAAGUGUGUGCAUGCUUGGAAAAAACGCCAAGUUAAUACAGGUCGCAGUAAUGCAAUUUUGUAGGGCUAGUAUCAAUGUUUUCUAGUGGAUCCCAAGUCAUUGUGAUAGAAACGUAUACUUUAGUAGAUAAGACUUUUCUUUGCUAAUCAAUUAACAUGAUUAAAGCUGCAUGUAUAGCAAAUCGUAGCAAAUUAAAUUGUUUGCCUUGGCAGUAUGCGAGUGCACACAAAGUUAAAUUUCUCAAUCGAAUGGCACAGUAUUCGUUCUUCUCGUAUCUUGGCAUCUGUAAUACUUGAACACUGCUGGAAAAGGUUUGAUAAAUUAGCGAUGGCAUGGCUCUGGCCUUACAAUUAUUGUCAAUUACAACCUAAGCAUGUUACUCCCAUUAACAUUCAAAAGAAAUUGACAA
Molecule: messenger RNA, 5613 nt
Organism: Priapulus caudatus
Lineage: Eukaryota; Metazoa; Priapulida; Priapulimorpha; Priapulimorphida; Priapulidae
Product: arginine-glutamic acid dipeptide repeats protein-like
Biological process (GO): regulation of DNA-templated transcription
Cellular component (GO): nucleus
Molecular function (GO): sequence-specific DNA binding; transcription corepressor activity
Source: RefSeq, a predicted model, not a curated record